Xenopus laevis (African clawed frog) is the source of this 1916-nucleotide messenger RNA. It is a transcript of the gene arrb1.S, whose product is annotated as arrestin beta 1 S homeolog. The transcript has 16 exons. Lineage: Eukaryota; Metazoa; Chordata; Amphibia; Anura; Pipidae. The coding region runs from base 175 to 1560 and encodes 461 amino acids. The record is from RefSeq and is a predicted model, not a curated record. Gene Ontology annotation, biological process: negative regulation of signal transduction; regulation of G protein-coupled receptor signaling pathway; G protein-coupled receptor internalization. Gene Ontology annotation, cellular component: plasma membrane; clathrin-coated pit; cytoplasm. Gene Ontology annotation, molecular function: G protein-coupled receptor binding.
AUUUUGAUGCAGCUGCUUUGACUGAGAGAGCGAGAGGCUGGGGUUGAGAUUCUGGGCUGUGGGUAGUUGCUGCUAUUGGAGAGAAUAAAGAAGCAGUGGGGGGGGGAGAAUUAGAGAGGAGACGCAGGAAUCCACCUCGCUGGUCGGCAGGACUGCAGUGAUGCUUGAGCCUAAAUGGAUUACAUGUGGAUUGACAGCCCAGACUCAGGGAUCAGAACUGUAUUAGAGGAGUGGGUCUCUGCUUGUGUCGUGGCCCCACUGGGAAUACGUUGCCGAGAGCUGGAAGCCCACAAGGCUGUACCAAUGGAGAACUUAUUUCUAGUAUUUAAGAAGGCGAGUCCAAAUGGAAAGCUGACUGUUUACUUGGGCAAGAGGGACUUUGUUGAUCACGUAGACGUGGUGGAUCCUGUGGAUGGGGUGGUGUUGGUGGACCCCGAGUAUCUGAAAGAACGUAAAGUAUUCGUGACAUUGACCUGUGCGUUUCGCUACGGCCGUGAGGAUCUGGACGUUCUGGGCUUGACAUUUCGUAAGGACCUUUUUGUGGCCAACAUCCAAGCCUUCCCACCCGUUCCAGAAGAGAAGAAACCCCUAACGAGGCUACAGGAACGUCUCAUUAAAAAGCUCGGAGAACACGCCUACCCAUUCACCUUUGAGAUCCCUCCAAACCUGCCCUGUUCAGUCACACUUCAGCCUGGCCCAGAAGACACUGGCAAGGCGUGUGGAGUGGACUACGAGGUGAAGGCUUUCUGUGCGGAAAAUUUGGAGGAAAAAAUUCAUAAAAGGAAUUCAGUGCGUUUGGUAAUCAGAAAGGUUCAAUAUGCUCCGGAGAGACCUGGGCCGCAGCCAAUGGCCGAGACCACAAGACAGUUCCUUAUGUCUGACAAACCAUUACACCUGGAAGCCUCCCUUGAUAAAGAGAUCUAUUAUCACGGUGAACCCAUCAAUGUCAAUGUUCAUGUUACAAACAACACAAACAAGACUGUGAAAAAAAUUAAAAUUUCAGUUCGCCAGUAUGCUGAUAUUUGCCUCUUCAACACUGCCCAGUACAAGUGUCCUGUAGCUGUAGAAGAAGCUGAUAAUGAUGUUGUUGCUCCAAGCUCCACGUUCUGCAAAGUCUACACGCUGACGCCAUUCCUCGCCAAUAACCGGGAGAAGCGAGGCCUGGCCUUAGAUGGGAAGCUGAAGCAUGAAGAUACUAAUCUGGCUUCCAGCACACUGUUAAGAGAUGGAGCCAACAAAGAGAUUCUGGGCAUCAUUGUCUCAUAUAAAGUCAAAGUCAAACUGGUUGUUUCUCGAGGAGGCCUUUUGGGAGACCUUGCAUCAAGUGAUGUGGCCGUCGAGCUGCCCUUUACCCUGAUGCACCCAAAGCCCAAGGAGGAGCCUCUGCACAGAGAAGUUCCAGAUAAUGAAGCCCCUAUAGAUACAAAUCUCAUAGAGUUUGAUACAAAUGAUGACGACAUUGUCUUUGAAGACUUUGCCCGGCAGAGACUGAAAGGAAUGAAAGAAGACAAAGAGGAAGAAGAGGAAGGAACGAAUUCUCCUCUAAUGAACGACAGAUAAACUGGGGUCAAGUUAUACCUUUCACUGUGUUUUAACUCGUGGAUUAGGCGUCUUCGUUCCGAGCCUACUGAUUCUGGCAGCCAUUAUUAUCUUAGUGCUGUUCCAUCAUUGUCACUCUGCAUCUUGCUACCUAUCUUGAGUUCCAGCUCCACUAUCUUAAAUGAAACGUGAGAAUUGAAGAGUGCAAUCAUGGUUCGUGCAACAAGUUACGCAACGGAGUUCUCGUAGCACUUUUGUAUUAAUCAAGUCUUUUAUGCAUUUUGUAUAACUCCGGUAGUAUCACAUGCCAAUGUUUGUAACAGAACAGCUAGCUCAGAGGCGAUUCUGUAGCUUUAACGGUUUCUGAAUUUUAAAAA